AUGCCUUCCCCAGCCACGGUCAAGGAUGUACAAAGACUGAAUGGCCGGUUGGAAGCCUUGGGAAGAUUCAUCGCCCGAUCCUCUGACAAAUGCAAAGACUUUUUCAACACCUUAACGAAGGGUGAAAAGUUUUCUUGGACUAGUGUUUGUGAGGAAGCCUUUCAAAAAAUUAAGGAACAUCUGGAAACCUUGCCAUUCCUCCAAAAGCCUAACCUAAGUGAAAACCUCUACAUCUACCUAUCGUCAACCAAUACUUCGAUUAGUGCAGUGCUCACUCACAUAGAUGCAGAUGCGGAACAACCAAUUUAUUUCAUCAGCAAAACUUUGACGUCAGCUGAGAAAAACUAUUCACAUAUCGAGAAGAUAGUGCUAUCUCUGGUCUACGCAACACAGAAGCUGCGCACUUAUUUUCAUGCGCACACUGUAAUAGUCAUCACUAAAGCCCCCAUAGAGUCCGUGUUAGACCAUGCCGAUAAAGCAGGUAGAAUCUCCAAAUGGGGGGUCAAAAUCAAACAAUUCGGUGUCAAAUACCAAGCCCAGAAAGCAAUUAAGACCCAGGCGGUCGCAGAUUUCUUAGCGGAUUUCCCGAUGGACGAUACUGAUAAGAUUGAAGAAAUCCCGGGGAUGGAAGAUGAGUUAGAGGAUCCUCCCGAACUACUUUUCUCCGAAGACCCCAACCGAUGGGAAGUCUUCGUUGAUGGGUCGUGUAACUCGGAUGGAUCAGGCGAUUCACAACUCAUUAUCCGGCAGAUAGGUGGAACGUACCAAGCCUCGGAUCCAUGUUUGCAGCGAUACCUUCAACUCGCUAAUCACUAUAUUGAGCAGAUACCAAACAUCACGUUCCGCCACUUAAAUCGAAUCAACAACAGAUAUGUUGAUGCCGUAGCAUUCAUAGCUUCUAUGACAGUUAGCCCUGAAGCUACCAAUGUCAGAACUGAAAUGGUUCUACUCCCCCUCAUCCCAUUGGAAGGAAACAUGAACAUCCUCGCUGUCGAUUCAGUAGCCCAGGAGGAAAGACUGCCAGAGGAUGACUGGAGGACGCCCAUCAUCAUGUAUCUAACUAACGGAUACCUCCCCAGCGAUCAAUUAAUCGCAAACAAGAUAAUAUCAAGGUCUGGGAACUACCAACUCCGGGAUGGCGUGUUAUACAAACAAUCUUACCUUGGGCAUCUCCUCAGAUGUCUCUCAUUUGCGGAAGAACAAACCAUACUAAAAGAAAUAGAAUAUGGUUACGCAGGAAACCAUAGUGGAGGACGAUCCCUCGCUCAUAAAGCAAGACUACAGGGGUAUUUUUGGCCUCGCAUGAACGAGGACUCGAAACAAAUGGCAAAAAUUUGCAUAGAGUGCCAAAAAUUUGGAAAAAGAAGACAUGCACCUUCAAUGGACUUAAAGUCCGUCCUAAGUCCUUGGCCAUUCGCCAAAUGGGGGGUGGAUAUUGUCGGACCCCUAAGAGUCGGUACUGGACAAAGGAAGUAUUUAAUCAUGGCCACAGACUACUUCACUAAAUGGGUGAAGGCCUCGGCUUUAAGACACAUAAGAGACCAUGAUGUCUUUAAAUUUCUCUUCGAGCAUAUUAUAUGCCGCUUCGGUAUUCUGGCCGCCAUUGUAUCUGAUAAUGGGGCGCAAAUCUGA
This is a messenger RNA of Papaver somniferum (opium poppy), 1632 nucleotides long. RefSeq lists its product as uncharacterized. The record is from RefSeq and is a predicted model, not a curated record. NCBI's taxonomy places the organism in Eukaryota, Viridiplantae, Streptophyta, Magnoliopsida, Ranunculales, Papaveraceae. The coding region runs from base 1 to 1632 and encodes 543 amino acids. The transcript has 2 exons. Gene Ontology annotation, biological process: DNA integration. Gene Ontology annotation, molecular function: nucleic acid binding.